This is a messenger RNA of Hippopotamus amphibius kiboko, 1029 nucleotides long. RefSeq names its product allatostatin-A receptor-like. Bases 1 to 1029 code for a protein of 342 amino acids. Lineage: Eukaryota; Metazoa; Chordata; Mammalia; Artiodactyla; Hippopotamidae. Gene Ontology annotation, cellular component: membrane; neuron projection. The transcript has a single exon. The record is from RefSeq and is a predicted model, not a curated record. Gene Ontology annotation, biological process: cellular response to glucocorticoid stimulus; neuropeptide signaling pathway. Gene Ontology annotation, molecular function: neuropeptide binding; somatostatin receptor activity.
AUGGAGGCCAACGCCACAUCCACCACUGGGCUCACAGCCACACCUGAGCAACUGCUCCGACUCGUCUUUGCCGGGGUCUGUGGCCUCAUCCUGCUGGUGGGGCUGCUGGCCAAUGGGCUGAUGCUGCUGGUGGUGGGCCGGGGCCCGGGUGCCCCCCACCCACUCCUCACCUUGACCGACAGCCUCAUGGUGAACAUCACGCUGUCUGACCUGCUCUUCCUGGGCUGUGUGGUGCCCGUGCUCCUCCUCAGCUUCCUGCAGCAGGACUGGUGGCUGGGCCCCACCAUCUGCACCACCUGCCAGGCUGCCAACACCACCACCAUGUUCUGCACCUUCUACAGCAUGGUGGCCACGGCUCUGCUACGCCAUGUGGCAGUGGCCUGGCCUGACGUGGCCCUCCCAUCCGGCCUGGGCACCCGCCUGCUGCUCUGUGGGGCCAUGUGGGUCCUGGGCCUCACUGCAUCGCUGCCCAACUGGCUGUUCCAGCGAGUGGUCGAGGAGGAGGAGGCCUGGGCCUGCCUCUUGCUCCUGAACCCUGCUCAGACCUCCUGCUACUUCGCACUGCUGGGAGCCCUGGCCUUCCUGCCUUGCAUGCUGGGGCUGGGCUGCUCUUUCAGCCACAUGGGCUGGCUCCUGUGGAGACAUUCCCAUGGUCCCAUGGGGGAGAACAUCCGGGAGCACCAGGAGAACACAGGGCUCAUCCUUGUAGUGUUGGUGGUCUUUGUGUUGAUGUGGGGGCCCUGCUCUGUGCUGGGCUAUGUGGCAGCUGUGGGGGACCUGCCUGCCACCCCAGUGGCUUUCAUGGCAUCCAGCCUCUGCACCAUCCUGGCCUACUCCAAUUGUGCUGUCAGCCCCAUCCUCUGCUUCUACCUUUCUCGCCCCUUCCGGGCAAGACUCAGGGACCUCUUCUGCAGGCCAGUGGCAGCCAGGCAUUCCAGGGAUGUGGGAGGGGCUGGUGUGGUGAUGGAGAGCAUUGAGCCUCGACAUGACAGGGCCUCAGGAGGCCUGUGGGGUCUGGCAGGGGUCUGA